Malania oleifera is the source of this 4124-nucleotide messenger RNA. RefSeq lists its product as uncharacterized. The record is from RefSeq and is a predicted model, not a curated record. NCBI's taxonomy places the organism in Eukaryota, Viridiplantae, Streptophyta, Magnoliopsida, Santalales, Ximeniaceae. The transcript has 14 exons. Bases 1 to 3279 code for a protein of 1092 amino acids. Gene Ontology annotation, molecular function: protein kinase activity; ATP binding. Gene Ontology annotation, biological process: protein phosphorylation.
AUGCCACCAAGAGCACGUCGGCUGAAACAGUUUGACAAGAAAUGCUAUGAGGAGCAGCGCAACACAUAUAGCUCGACAAGAAAUGCUACAGGGAGCAGCUUGGCACAAAUAGCUCAACAAGAAUGCUAUGGGGAGCAGCUCGGCAAUAAAUGCUACGAGGAGCAGCUCGGUUCAAACAGUUUGGCAAGAAAUGCCACAAAGAAUAGCUCGAUAGAACAUUCUGAUGGUUCCCACAACACUGCUGAGAAAAACCCAGAAGGGGAAGCUCUUGCUGUUGGAGAUAACAAGCCACCUCGUGCAAUCUCUGUCUCCAUGUCAACUCAAGCAGACCCAGGAUCUUUAGAAAUGGCAAAGGAGGGAGUAGAUGGGUCUUCUUCGAGAAAAGUUCUUGAGGAUUGCUCAAGUAGCAUAGAAUCUGAAACUGCUUCUUCCAAGGCCAGCAUUUCAGACUCCGAACCUCAUUUGAAUGCAAAACCCGACUUUCAGUGGCCCAAAUUUUUCCGUGGAUUGAAAAAGGGUUCUGCAAAGCGCCUUCCAACAUUACCUCCUGUAGGUGUUCAAAACAAUGCUGAGAAAAACUUAGAAGGGGAAAGUCUUCCCGUUGGAGAUGAGACACCAUAUUCUGCAAUCUCAGACUCCAUGCCGACACAAGACUCAGGAUCUUUACACAAGGAAGAGAAGGGAGUAGAUGGGUCUUCUUCUCCAAGAGGAGAUCUUGAGCGCUCUUCAAGUAGCAUAGAAUCAGAAACAGCUUCUUUCAAGGCCAGCACUUCAGACUCUGAAGCUCAUUCGAAUUCAAAAGCUGAUUUUCAGUGGCCAGGGUUCUUCCGUGCAUUCAAAAAGGGUUCUGCAAAAAUCCUCCAUACCUUACCCCCUCUAAAUGUCCAGAGCACUGCUGAGAAAAACAAAGAGGCACUUCUUCCUGUUGGAGAUGGGAAGCCAUGUUUUGCAACCUCAGUCUCCAUGGACUCAGGGUCUUUAAAUAUGGCAGAGGAGGGAAUAGAUGGGUCUCUGUCUCCAAAGGAAGGACUUGAGGAAUGCUCAGGCAGCAUAGAAUCUGAAACAGCUUCUUCCAAGAUCACGAACUUGGACUCUGAAGCUUAUUCAGACUCAAAAUCUGAUUCUCAGUGCUCUGGACCCUUCCCUGUAUUGAAAAAGAGUUCUGCAAAGCGCCUUCAAUCCUUACCCCAUCUAAGUGUCCAUAACACAGCUGAGAUUAACCCAGAGGGGGAAAUUCUUCUAGUUGGAGAUGAAGAGUCAUGUUCUGCUAUCUCAGUCUCCUCGCCAACUCAAGGAUUUUUAGGCAUAGCAGAAGAGGGUAUAGAUGGGUCUCUGUCUCCAAAGGAAGGACUUGAGGAAUGCUCAGGCAGCAUAGAAUCUGGAACAGCUUCUUCCAAGAUCAUGAACUUGGACUCCGAAGCUUAUUCAGACUCAAAAUCUGAUUCUCAGUGCUCUGGGCCCUUCCCUGUAUUGAAAAAGAGUUCUGCAAAGCGCCUUCAAUCCUUACCCCAUCUAAGUGUCCAUAACACAGCUGAGAUAAACCCAGAGGGGGAAAUUCUUCUAGUUGGAGAUGAAGAGUCAUGUUCUGCUAUCUCAGUCUCCUCGCCAACUCAAGACUCAGGAUCUUUAGGCAUAGCAGAAGAGGGAAUAGAUGGGUCUUCUUCUCCAAAAGGAGGUCUUGAGGAUUGCUCGACUAGUGUAGAAUCUGAAAUAACUUCUUCCAAGGCCAACACUUCAAACUCUGAAGCUCAUUCAAACCCAAAAGCUGAUUUCCAGUGGCCCGGUUUCUUCCGUGUGUUGAAAAAGGGUUCUGGAAAGCGUCUUCAAAACUUACCACCCCUAAGUGUUCCCAGCACUGCUGAGAAAAACUCAGAAGGGGAAGUUCUUCCUGUUGGAGAUGAUGAUGAACAAUCAUGUCCUGCAAUCUCAGUCUCCAUGUCAACUAAAGAGUCGGGAUCUUUAGAUAUAGCAGAAGAGGGAAUAGAUGGGCUUUCUUCUCCUAGAGGAGUUCUUGAGGAUUGCUCAAGCAGUGUAGAAUCUGAAACAGCUUCUUCCAAGGCCAGCACUUCAGACUCUGAAGCACAGUUUAUCACAAAACCUGAUUUUCAUUGGCCUGGGUUCAUUCGUGCAUUUAGAAAAGGUUCUGGUAAUCACUUUCAGACAUUACCCCCUGUAAGUGUCCCCAAAUUUCCACGAAGAAGGAAAAAUAAAAGCAUGGGAGAGAAUGAGGAACCAACAUCUGCUCCCCCUUUAGAUACUGAAUUAUAUCGUUUCAAGUCUUCCUGGAAGAACUUCAGCCUCCCUGAGCUUGAAUCUGCAACCAAUGAUUUUAGCUCUGAGAAUUUGAUUGGAGAGGGAGGUUAUGCUGAAGUUUACAAGGGAAUUCUGCAAGAUGGGCAGCAUGUAGCAAUUAAACGGUUGACUAGAGGAACCCCAGAGGAGAUGACUGCAGACUUCUUAUCAGAGCUUGGGAUUAUAGUGCACGUUGACCAUCCCAAUACUGCCAAACUGAUUGGUUAUGGGGUUGAAGGAGGGAUGCACCUUGUUCUUCAAUUAUCUCACAAUGGGAGCUUAGCAUCUUUGCUUCAAGGCUCAAAGGAGAAACUGGACUGGGGCAUCAGAUACAAGAUUUCUUUAGGGGCUGCGGAGGGUCUUCUGUAUCUUCAUGAGGGGUGUCAAAGGAGAAUUAUCCAUAGGGACAUCAAGGCUUCUAAUGUUCUGAUUGCAGAGGACUUUGUACCCCAGAUUAGUGAUUUUGGGCUUGCGAAGUGGCUACCAAACCAAUGCACUCAUCUCACUGUAUCCAAAAUUGAAGGCACAUUUGGCUACCUGCCACCCGAGUUCUUCAUGCAUGGCAUAGUAGAUGAAAAAACUGAUGUCUUUGCUUUCGGGGUGUUACUGUUGGAGCUGAUCACCGGACGCCUAGCUGUGGAUAAUUCACAGCAGAGUCUUGUAAUGUGGGCCAAACCUUUGAUUGACAAGAACAAUAUCAGGGAGCUUGUUGAUCCAUAUCUUGCUGAUGCAUAUGACUUGGAACAGAUGAACUGCCUGGUCUUGACGGCCUCUUUGUGCAUAAGUCACUGUCCUACUGAACGGCCUCAAAUGAACCAGGUUGUUCAGUUUCUAAGAGGAGAUGAAGGCAGUUUGGAGCUUGCUAAACAAUUGCAAAUGUCUGGCCUUCAAAGGAGGUAUUCCAUGGAGCUCUUUGCAGAGGAUUUCAGCUCAGCUAAUUAUUUAAACGAUGUAAAUCAACAGACAGAGAUUGCUUUGGGGCUCUGAAUUCUUCACCAAACCAUGUUUGAGAAGAAAUGGUUUUUGGUAGGCUUUGGGAACUUUAUUUCAUUUUUUUUUCCCCUAAAGUAGGGGGUUGUAGGUCCUGUUUGCAAAACCAAAACCAAGUUAUGUCAUUGAAUACCCAGAGUUGAAAUGGGCAAACACUGGAAGAGGGAAAGGAGAACAGAAGCUAGCUGAAGUACAAUGCAGAGCAACCCUUUUACGCUUUCUUCUUUGGCAACUUGCAUACGUGAUGAGUUCAUUCAAACUGCGGAUGGAGAGACGACAAGAGCUAGGGUGCAAUAUGGAAUCACAUUAACAGAAGCUCAUUCCCGAGGAGGAUAAUUUGCACUUUUAUGAUUCGCAUUUCCGUUUCUAACAUCUAGAAAUGGGCAUAGAAAUCAAAAUGCAAAAUAUGUAUAAACAUUCUGUUGUUUUUGAGCUUGGUUAUCUUUCCACUUCUCAACUAAGGAGAAAAAAGAGCAAGAUGAAAGAGAAAAAAAGACAUUCCAAGUUCUCUUCUGUUUUUCCAGGGUACCUCUACAAGUUAAAAUCUAACACAAGUGAAUUCAGCAUUGCUCAAGUUUGGUUGUAGCUUCUGCUAGCCCUGCAGACUUGCAGUGCCCAAAGUAAAUAUGAAAGAGUUGUGGGAAUCGACUCAAACCCUUCUCCAUUGUUUGCUGAGAUCAACUUUGGGUUUGCUUAGGGCCAGUUUGGCUGCAGAAGUAGCUCAUGAACAGUGUUGGUGUAGAGAAAAAACAUAAGUGCAUUGUGAUACAUGCAUUGUAACACAUUCUUUAAUUUGGCUUCAUUCAGAGGGCAUGUGAUUAGAGCCCAAGGUUUUUAUGUUA